AUGUUUGUAUUCAGUUCUCAGUUCCGUCAAAAGAUGAUGGUGGUAGUCAGCAAAUUAAUCAGGACGAAAGAUCCCGACCUGGCUGACCCCGUUGACCCUAAAGCAGCUAAAGCAACACAACUAAAGAAAGUACUGACUACAGUAGACUUGACAUCCCUCGGCGUAGGUAGCUGUGUAGGUACCGGAAUGUACUUAGUCGCCGGCAUGGUUGCGCACAACAAAGCAGGACCCGCAGUUGUCAUUUCUUUCAUAGUGGCAGCAGUGGCUUCCCUCUUCUCAGGAGUAUGUUACGCCGAGUUUGGCGUGAGGGUGCCUCACACGACGGGUUCUGCGUACAUGUACAGUUAUGUGACCGUUGGCGAGUUUAUUGCUUUUGUGAUCGGCUGGAAUAUGGUGCUCGAAUAUCUAAUAGGCACCGCAGCGGGAGCCUGCGCCAUCAGCGCAUGCGUCGACGCCAUGGCAGGAGGUGCUAUUGGCUCUGCUAUCAGGAGUGGCCUAGGGACAUUUAUUGGCCACACGCCCGACUUCUUAGCAGCGUUAAUCACCUUCUUCAUGACGCUACUGAUGGUUGCAGGGGUCAAGAAAUCGCUACUGUUUACUAACAUUCUGAAUGCUAUUAACCUGUCCGUCUGGGUGUUCAUCAUGGCGGCAGGUUUGUUUUACGUCGACACAGACAACUGGAGCCAGCAUAAAGGGUUUCUCCCCAUGGGAUGGUCCGGGGUUCUAUCUGGAGCUGCUACAUGCUUCUAUGCUUUUAUCGGCUUUGACAUCAUUGCGACGACGGGAGAAGAGGCGAAAAACCCUAAAUGGUCCAUUCCUAUGGCGGUCAUAGUUAGUCUUAUUAUUGUGCUCACUGCAUAUAUCACAUCCAGUAUGAUGUUAACAUUGAUCAUUCCUUAUGAUGAAAUCGACAAAGAUUCUGCUCUGAUAGAGAUGUUCGCCCAGAGAGGAGCUUACAAGUGUAAAUAUAUUGUAGCUAUUGGUGCUCUUGCUGGUCUGACCGUCAGUAUGUUUGGAUCCAUGUUCCCUAUGCCUCGCAUUGUUUAUGCCAUGGCCAAAGACGGUCUUAUUUUCAAAUCUCUGGAUCAAGUCUGGGAUUUCACUGGAACCCCUGCCAAAGCAACAUGUAUUUUAGGAGCUGCCACAGCUUUAGUUUCAUUACUUAUGAGUUUGGAUGUUCUUGUAGAAAUGAUGUCCAUAGGUACUCUUAUGGCAUAUACUCUUGUAUCAACCUGCGUGCUCUUACUUCGAUACCAACCUCCCAAGACCACCUUAGUCCAACUCCUACCUGAGUCCAUCCGAUCUGCAUGUCCCACCCCCUCGAAAGAGAAUCCAGGAGCCAUGUUUCCCGCCACAGCCACCACCACAAUCCACACCAAGCGUACAAACCGAUACGACUCUUCUGACAGCGACGAGAGUCCUAGGGGUGGAGUCCUGGGGUUCGACGGGGAGCAACAGAGGCCGGAUCUCAUCCGAGACGCCGCCCAAAGAGACGACGAUCUACUCAUGAGGGGAGGGGACACGAGUUACGGGGCGGUGCCCCCACCGCAGUCAUCGCAACCACCUCCUCUUGCCGCUGCCUUCAGUAUCCCACAGAGAAUCAUCCAUCGCCUUAUGCGUGUCCUUCCCUACCACUGGUUCAACCCAGGCGAGGCGUCAAGUGCGACGGGCAUCUUCGUGAUGAAGAUGGUGGGGGUGCUUUAUUUGCUUAUCAUCAUCAUGGACUUAAUUGUUGUUUGCGCCAUGCCUGCGCUCGAGAAUCGAAGCGGGGCAGCCAUCUUCUUCCUGCUCGUCUUCCUGCUCGGAAUCAUUUUCUGCCUACUCGUUAUUUCUAGACAGCCGCAGACCAAAUGUGACUUGAAAUUCAAAGCUCCUUGUGUUCCUUUCAUCCCAGGAAUAGCAAUUACAGUUAAUAUUUAUCUUAUCUUCAAACUAUCAGUUUUAACACUCCUUCGUUUUCUAUUCUGGAUGGCAGUGGGUCUUUUCAUGUACUUCCGCUAUGGAAUCAAAAAUAGCUCCUUGGAGUUGCAUGAAGAUCGACCUGUAGAGUUGAAGAUUCCAGAAGAUAGAAUGAACAACUUAUACCCACAAGAGAAUCAGUAUGUGGCAGCACCAGGAAACCAGUAUGCAGCCGUUGACGACAACCAGUACAUGGAAAGUGAUCCUUACGGUGCCCCGGUUGAUCCGUUUUACAGUACAGCCCCGCCCACUCGAUCAGCAUUUGUAGAGCAACCAGAUCCAUUGGCGGAAGACCCGUGGGCCAAAUAUAAUUAG
Uloborus diversus is the source of this 2274-nucleotide messenger RNA. Its product is annotated as probable cationic amino acid transporter. Gene Ontology annotation, cellular component: plasma membrane. The transcript is spliced from 11 exons. Gene Ontology annotation, biological process: amino acid transport; transmembrane transport. Gene Ontology annotation, molecular function: amino acid transmembrane transporter activity. Bases 1 to 2274 code for a protein of 757 amino acids. Lineage: Eukaryota; Metazoa; Arthropoda; Arachnida; Araneae; Uloboridae. The record is from RefSeq and is a predicted model, not a curated record.